Messenger RNA from Canis lupus familiaris (dog), 1980 nucleotides. It is a transcript of the gene ALKBH1, whose product is annotated as alkB homolog 1, histone H2A dioxygenase. The record is from RefSeq and is a predicted model, not a curated record. Gene Ontology annotation, cellular component: cytoplasm; nucleus. Gene Ontology annotation, biological process: oxidative RNA demethylation. The transcript is spliced from 6 exons. NCBI's taxonomy places the organism in Eukaryota, Metazoa, Chordata, Mammalia, Carnivora, Canidae. The coding region runs from base 38 to 1207 and encodes 389 amino acids. Gene Ontology annotation, molecular function: broad specificity oxidative DNA demethylase activity; ferrous iron binding; oxidative RNA demethylase activity.
CAAUCUGCUUCCGGGUCAGAAGAAGCCGGACGACGACAUGGGGAAGAUGGCGGCGGCCGUGGGCUCUGUAGCGACGCUUGCGGCGGAGCCAGGGGAGGACGCUUUUCGGAAGCUUUUCCGCUUCUACCGGCAGAGCCGCCCCGGGACAGCAGACCUGGGAGCAGUCAUUGACUUCUCGGCGGCCCACACAGCCCGGGGCACGGGGCCUGGUGCCCGCAAGGUGGUCAAAUCUCAGCUGAGUGUGUCUUCUGUCAGUGACCAGGAUGCACAUAGAGCAGGACUUCAGCCAGUCAGCAAGUGGCAAGCCUAUGGACUCCAAGGCUAUCCUGGAUUUAUUUUCAUCCCAAACCCCUUCCUCCCAGGUUACCAGUGGCACUGGGUGAAGCAGUGCCUUAAAUUAUAUUCCCAGAAACCUAAUGUAUGUAAUCUGGACAAGCAUAUGAGCCAAGAAGAGACCCAGGACUUGUGGGAACAGAGCAAAGAGCUCCUCAGGUAUAAAGAAGUGAAUAAACGGAGACCCAGAAGUUUACUAGAGAAGUUGCGCUGGGUGACCCUAGGCUACCAUUAUAACUGGGAUAGUAAGAAAUACUCAGCCGAUCAUUAUACACCUUUCCCUUCUGACCUGGCUUUCCUCUCAGAGCAAGUAGCUGCAGCCUGUGGAUUUCAGGGUUUCCGAGCUGAAGCAGGUAUCCUGAAUUACUACCGAUUGGACUCUACACUGGGAAUCCACGUAGACAGAUCUGAACUAGAUCACUCCAAACCCCUGCUGUCUUUCAGCUUUGGACAGUCUGCCAUCUUCCUCCUGGGCGGCCUCAAAAGAGACGAAGCUCCCACAGCCAUGUUUAUGCACAGUGGUGACAUCAUGGUAAUGUCAGGUUUCAGUCGCCUGUUGAACCAUGCAGUCCCAAGAGUCCUUCCAAGUCCUCAGGGGGAAAGCCUGCCAUGCUGCCUGGAGACGCCUCUGCCGGCCGUUCUCCCCAGAGACUCCGUGGUACAACCCUGCUCUGAGGAGGACUGGCAAGUGUGCACCCGCUACUUGAAAACUGCUCGUGUUAACAUGACUGUCCGACAGGUACUGGCCGCAGACCAGGACUUCCCUUCAGAACCCGUGGAGGAGAAUCAAAGAGACCUCACCCUGGAAGGAUUCUGCCACCUGGACGAUGACAGUAGCCAAGUAAAACGAAUGAAGCUCGACCCUGACAGCUGAGACUUGGAGAGCUGGUUCCUUUACUCAGGCAGGUCUUACGGUGAACGACCACGCUUUCUUAUAUUGCCAUAGACUUUAGCACCAAGACAAGCCAAAAACAGACAGGGAGCAACUCAUCACUGAUCACAGUGUUGCCUUGGAACGCAUCCUGAAGAGUAAAGCAGUUGGCCACUUUGCUCAGAGACAUGUUUGACAUGGUCCAGUCCGGUUUGAUGUUGCCACUAAUGUAUGGGAUAAGUCCAAGGAGUUCUGACCUUCCAGAACAGUCUUCCCAACCUCUGCUCUUACCUGUGAGGGAAAUAGAAGUGAGUUUCCAUGUUAUUGGAGCCUUAAAUACCUCAGAUUUUAUAAGUGGGAAACUUGACACCCCUCCAACUACCCCAUCUAGUGAUUUGUGGUAAAAUCGUGGUUCCAAGAACCAGCCAUUAAUCUCACCCUCAUUCUUCCAGCCAUCAUCAAAGUCUGAUCUUCUGUCUUCUCUGGCCUUCACAGAAGAAUCCUAUAUAUAUUAAGACAACGGAACUAAAAACCUCAUCUCCUAAGAAAGAAAUUAAUCACAGCUAUCUCUCUUGCCUAAAAGAUAAAAUAUAUAUAAGCCCAAGGAAAGAGGGGCAGUAGUUUCUUCAGAUUUCUUUUAGGUCUAAACUCUUCCUGUUGGCUUUUUAAUGCAAUUUUAAUUGUUGGAUGAAAAAAGCCCCAAGGGUGUUCAGUAACUGUUUUCUCCAUGAAUAAACUUUCUCUAUCUUAAAUUAAAGAUCUGUAUCAAUCUUUGA